Messenger RNA from Anopheles bellator, 927 nucleotides. RefSeq names its product keratin, type I cytoskeletal 10. Bases 1 to 927 code for a protein of 308 amino acids. NCBI's taxonomy places the organism in Eukaryota, Metazoa, Arthropoda, Insecta, Diptera, Culicidae. The transcript is spliced from 2 exons. The record is from RefSeq and is a predicted model, not a curated record.
AUGGAUGACAUUUUUGGCAAGAAAAAGGAGGUGGUCCCGAUACUGGACCUCUCGAAGUCGACGGCCACGUCGCGCGAGGAGUUCAAACGGAUGAUCGAGAAGGUGCCGGACUACAAGAUGCGCCCUAUUAAGGUUCGCGCGGACGAGAUCCGGUUCAAGGAGAAGGAGUACGGUUUCAAGAUGCCCAAGAAGGAGCUGAGGAUGCUGAUGAAGAACAGCGGCGAGCGGGACAAGCUGUACACGUACAUGGACCCGAUCCCGGGCGAGAUGCGCAACCUGGUGAUCAUGGAACUGUGCAGUGUACCGAUCGACUGGAAGAUGCUGACCAGUCAGCGGCCGAAGACGAAGGUCGAGGAGGACUACUUCAGCAAACUUGUCGAGCUCGGAAAGUUACAGAUAAAAACGAUCCAGCGGGACAAACGCGAGAAUUUGCUCGCCACCUCCAUCCGCAAGGUGAAGAACCGCUCCGGGAUCAUCGAGUCGCGUGUCUUCACCUGCAACGAGUGUUUGGAGGAGUUUUGCAACGGGAAAACGUGUGCCGACUUCAACUACGACCUCUACACGCGCAUCGUACCGAAGGCGCCACUGCUCAAGACCAACUCCCAGCAACAACUGGCACUGACUGGUGGUGCUGGCGGUGCUGCGGGUGGUGGUGCUGGCCGGAUGCUUGGCGAUAUCAAUCAAAAAAGCGUCGACAGUAACUCCGGAGGAGGAGGCAGCACCGGUGGUGGCAAAAAAGGUCGCAAAGGGGCCCGCAAGAAGUCCAAAUCGAAGGCGAAAUCCGUCGAGGCGGAUGACGAUGGCAAUCAGAGCUCCGGUGGCGGUGCUGGUAAUGGCGCAACGGCCUCCGGUGCCAAUGGUGGUGGCCCCAGUGGUGGGAAGAAGAAGAGUAGAAGGUCUUCAAAAUCCAAGUCGAUGGAAAAAUAA